Vanessa tameamea is the source of this 3412-nucleotide messenger RNA. It is a transcript of the gene Sir-1, whose product is annotated as SID1 transmembrane family member 1-like. The coding region runs from base 112 to 2460 and encodes 782 amino acids. The transcript is spliced from 20 exons. Gene Ontology annotation, molecular function: RNA transmembrane transporter activity; double-stranded RNA binding. Gene Ontology annotation, biological process: RNA transport. NCBI's taxonomy places the organism in Eukaryota, Metazoa, Arthropoda, Insecta, Lepidoptera, Nymphalidae. Gene Ontology annotation, cellular component: lysosome; plasma membrane. The record is from RefSeq and is a predicted model, not a curated record.
CGGUUUUGUCGCAUAUGUUAUUGACAUUUGACAUUGGCAAUAGUUCUCUAAACAAGGCAAUUUGAUUUUCAACACAAUAAAUUAAGUGCAAAUAUCAAUAAAAAAAAAAUAAUGUUAAGUGGAUUUAUUUUAUUAAUAUUAUUUCGAAGCUAUUUUUGUUACAAUGAUGUGGUACCGUUUCAAAACGCGACACAAAAACAAUUUAUAUACAAUAAUACGUAUGAAUAUGACUCCAUAAUAGAUUUGACUGUGAACGAAACGACUACCCAUAUAUUAGACUUCAAUGAGCAAUCCAAUCUUAUGUCUGUGUUUCCGACGCGCGUUCACGUCAGCUCAAAUGACACUCUCGAUGUAUCCUACCCUCUAUUCGUGACUGCUACUCAACAAAAAGGAGUAUCAUCAUGGGAGCUACCUUUGGUAGUCAGUACUAAGCAGGCGGUGCUGAAGUUCAAUGACAUGGCUCGGACUCUCUGUCCACACGACGCGGGACCUAAUGUAACGUCUCAAGGGCGUCCCACUUUGACGUUGGCGACAUCGAGCCCUUCAAAUGUAUCGGUUCGGAUAAAACUUCGUCGCGUUGAAGAUUUCUUCAUUGAAGUAAAUAAGGACGUUAAACUAAACGUGACGCCAAGCACCCCAAAGUAUUAUUACUUUUCGUUCGACCGAGACCCGUGGAAACAUUUGGAGACGAAACAUCCUCAACGUUUCCCUCGCUUUAACUACACAAUACCGAAGAGCGUGCUGUUAGAAAUAAACUCCAACGAUCACGUGUGCGCGACUGUGUCUAUACAGAACAACUCGUGUCCUGUUUUUGACAAUGAGAAGGAUAUGAUGUAUCAAGGUCACCACUUCACGAUGACCACGAAGGGUGGUAUAACUGUGACGCAAUCGAUGUUCCCUCGCGGUUUCUACAUAGUGUUCAUAGUGAAGGAGAGCGACGAGGAGUGCACCGGCAUCAGCGGCGACCACAGUGCGGGCUCCGACAAGCGCACUAAGAAUUUUAGCUUCCGCGUGAUGGCGGCGGCGGCCCCGGCGGACUACCUGACGUUGGUGCUGGUGUCGCUGGCGCUGCCGGCGCUCGUGGCGCUGCUGGCGCCCACCAUCAUGAUGCCCACCUGCCGCGCCCGUCGGACGAUUGAAGUUGAAGAAGCUCCCGGACCUUCCGGCGUCCAAGACCCUCGCACCUCGGAGACCGCAAGAAUCAUCGGCAGGAGUAGUAAUCAGUCAGAUUCUGAUAUAGAUUCUGAACCGGAUUUAGAUGACAAGUCUCUUCCGAUACCUCUGAACGUGGCGAGGUUGAGUCGAACGCGACCUCUGGCGCACAACCGUCGAUCAAAUAGGUACUUUUGGAGUGCUCUCACGGUAGCGGUAGUGUACGCGCUGCCCGUUGUACAACUACUGUUCACUUAUCAACGGAUGGUGCUGCAGACGGGCGACCAGGACGUGUGCUACUACAACUUCCUGUGCGCGCUGCCGCUGGGCGCGCUGCAGGACUUCAACCACGUGUUCUCCAACGUGGGCUACGUGCUGCUCGGCCUGGCCUUCAUGCUGCAGGUGCGCUGCCGCCCGCCCAGCGACGAGCUCCAGGAGCUGGGUAUCCCUGAACACCGCGGUCUGAUGUAUUCCAUGGGGUUGGCGCUGAUUAUGGAAGGCUUGCUGUCCGCGUGCUACCAUCUCUGCCCCAAUAAGAUGAAUUUCCAGUUUGACUCGUCGUUCAUGUACGUGAUAGCGGUGCUGUGCAUCGUGAAGCUGUACCAGAGCCGGCACGCGGACGUGAACGCCAGCGCGCACGCCACCUUCAUGCUGCUGGCCGUCCUCAUGGCGAUCGGAGUCUUCGGUAUAGUGUACCCGAAUCUGUAUUUUUGGACAUUCUUCACGAUUGGACAUUUAGCCGUCUGCUUCUUCUUAACGCUUAAGAUAUAUUAUGUUGGAAGAAUGAAAAUAGGUAGUUCUAUGGUGAAGCGAGCGUGGGGGGAGAUGAGACGCACGGGGCGCUCCGCCUUCAGACCGAAGUACCCCGCGCGGGCGGUGUUCUUGGCGCUCGCGAACUUGGCCAACUGGGCCUUGGCUGGAUACGGCAUGUACUCGCACAAUGCGGACUUCGCGCGGCACCUGCUGGCCGCGCUGCUGGGCAACGCCAUCCUGUACACGCUGGCCUACGUGGUGCUGAAGCUGGCGCACGGCGAGCGCGUGUGCGCGCGCACGUGGGGCUGGCUGCUGCUGGCCGCCGCGCUGUGGGCGCUGGCCGCCGCGCUGUUCCUGCGCGCGCGCACCAAGUGGUCGCAAACCGCGGCGCAGUCGCGCACGUACAACGCGCAGUGCACCGCGCUGCAGUCGCUGGACACGCACGACCUGUGGCACCUCUCGUCCGCGGCCGCCAUCUUCUCGUCCUUCAACGCGCUGCUGAUCAUCGACGACCCGCUCGCCGCAACCCCGAGGAUCGAAAUUCCCGUGUUUUAGGCCCUAGCAUCGGUUAAUACCUAAUUUUACAGGUGGUAGAACUUUGUGCUCCUCUAAAUUAGUCACUCAUUCUCCCCUAAACCGAUGUAUUUCAUUUGUGUUUGUGAGAAAUGAAGUCAGUGUGAAUUUUGCUAGGGAUAUGAGGUCUUCGAUCAAAUGGCUAGUGCAUGGGCUGUCUGAGAGCCUUAAAAUACUAAUGGUAAGUACCACCAUACCAAAAUAAAAAAAUAUCAAUAAUUUAAGUAGAAUCUGUUAGAAUACACAUUGUAAUACUAAUAUAAUACUUAUCUAGAUAACAUUUACUUGGUGGCAGGGCUUUGUGUCCGUCUGGGUAGGUACCACCCACUCAUUAGAUGUUCUACCGCCAUACAGCAGUACUUAGAAUUGUUGUAUUCCGGUUUGCAAGGUGAGUGAGCCAGUGUAAGUCCCAAGAUCGGUACCGUAUUGACGAUGUAACGAAUGGUUAAUAUUUCUGUGUGGUUGAAUAGGCUAAUCUAAUUUGUAUAACUAUUUUUGCAUUUGAAAGUUCGUUUACAGAGCAAGAUUAUAAGUUCUGUAAAUUUACGAUACGACAUUUAGAAGCAGUGCAUAAACUGAAACGUCACACAAUUUGACAAACGGCAUGUAGACUUCAUGACGUUACCCGCCAAAGUUAACUCGGGACGCCCCCUCUGGAUGACGUAAAAACUCAGUGUUACCUGAAAAAAAAAUAUGUUGAUUACUAUUGCAAAUGAUAAAAAUGAUUUUUUGGGUUGGGUGCUUAAUGACAUAAAUAAAUGUGUAUUAAAAUAAAGUUUCGUUCGGAAACGUCGGUAGUCAUGGAUAUUACUUAUUACACCCUAAAUAAUUAUAAUAAAAAAAUAUUCAAUAGUAAAUAAAUUAAAAUAUGAUUUUGUAUCGAUCAAUCGAACUAAAUGUUAGUAUUUAAUUUACUGAUACUAUUUAAGCACAU